ACACUCUGAUACUCUAUCUCCCAUCUUCAUUCUUUCACUUCAAAUCGCCAUUGAAAAAAUCUCCAAUUUCUAAAAUUAAAAUUUCAAAAAAUGGAAUUCUGGCAAAAAGCUCGAACAUUCGCAGAAGACGCAGCCAAAAAAUCACAACAAUUCACAAUCGAAGCCGCCAAAAAAUCACAAGAAUUCACAAUAGAAGCAGCCAAAAAAUCACAAGAGUUCACAAUCGGAUCAUCUUCUAGAAUCUCCGAUAUCGUUCUAGAAGCUUCCAAACGCUCUAAAGAGAUCGCCGUUGAAGCUUCCAAAAAAGCCGAUUUGAUCAAAACUGAAGCCAUUAAACGUGCUGAUCAGAUCAAGUCUCAGAUUCCGUUACCUAGUCCGGCUGCCGCGAUCUCUCAAUUCGUUGUUCCGUCGGAUUCUGCGGCGGCGCCGGCGGUUGAUAACGGUGUGGAUCUGGAGAGGUUUGGGAUUACCGAUGAGUUGAGAGAGUUUGUUAAGGAGAUUACAAUCGAUACGUUCCGCGAUUUUCCGUUACAAGAUGACACAGAAGUGUCUGAUGUUCCUACUGUCUCAAAUGUUCGGCAGGAUCUCACAAAGUUUCAAGAAAUCCAUGCUAAACUUGUUCUCUCGACUGUAAAGGAAAUCUCAAAGUUGAGGUAUGAGUUGUGCCCACGGGUCAUGAGAGAAAGGAAAUUCUGGAGGAUAUAUUUUCUCCUAGUAAAUAGUCAUGUGAUUCCCUAUGAAAAACGCUACAUGGAAGAGGAAGACAAUAAAGGAUCUGAUGAAAAGGUGAAGGAAGAGGCGGCUACCGUUGGGAGUUCCAAAGCUGAAACUGUUUCUAAAACAGAAACAAGUGGAGAAAAUCAGAAUACUAAAAGCACUACAACAAAGUCAGUUGACCAAGAUUUGGAUGUCUUUCUCUUGGGAGAUCUUGGUGACAGUGAUGAAGGCCCAGAUGACGGAGAUGAUGGCUUGGAUGAUGAUGAUUUUGACAAACUAUAAUCUGAAGAAUUGAAGCGGGUUACCACUUACUGCUGCAAUGAGUAGAUUAAGCAAUCGGGUGAAUGAAGCCAAAUGACAAAUUGGCAGAAUGAGAUGCAUUAUCUAUCAUUUGAUUCGUAUGGGGGUGAUAUUAUUUCUGGUGAUCUGUUCCUUUCGGAGUUCUGCAAAGCUGUUGAUUAUUUCAUUUGUUUAGGAUAUAUGUUCUUAAAGUGGCCCUUUUUGUUAUUAUUAUUAUUUUUUUUUUUGUAUUUUUUUAUCCCAUAACCUUAAUUAAUGUUUAUAUAAAGGAUGUUUUUGAAUUCUUCUGCUAGUGCUUUAAACGGAAAAAGAACCCAAGCAGUUCAUACAUGAUAUGCAUGAAAAGUAUAGACAAAAAUGACGUUAUCUUGUA
This is a messenger RNA of Erigeron canadensis, 1390 nucleotides long. RefSeq lists its product as uncharacterized. NCBI's taxonomy places the organism in Eukaryota, Viridiplantae, Streptophyta, Magnoliopsida, Asterales, Asteraceae. The transcript is spliced from 6 exons. The record is from RefSeq and is a predicted model, not a curated record. Bases 91 to 999 code for a protein of 302 amino acids.